Molecule: messenger RNA, 9155 nt
Organism: Lymnaea stagnalis (great pond snail)
Lineage: Eukaryota; Metazoa; Mollusca; Gastropoda; Lymnaeidae
Source: the annotation of a GenBank genome assembly
GCUGAUCAAUAUUAAUGUCCCGAUUGCAUAAAUUAACAGUGACCUUUUACAAUUUCUCACAGGAUGCACAUCCAGAAUCCAGACCGCCUCUUCUCAUCCGAGAACCCUCAGCCGGCACCCACAGAUGAUGAAUUUAAUCGGUCUCAUAUUAACAUGCCGCCAAAACUGCCCAGAUGGAUUUGGGCCACGUUGGUCACUGUGCUGGGAAUCAAGACAACUUCUGUGUAAGUUGGCUAACAAAAAAAUUAUUUUAUUUUGUCUCAAGUGAUUGAAACGACUUACUUAAGUUUUAACAUAAUAAAUAGUUGGUGUCAAGGGAAAAUAUUAGUGCAAAGUGUCAAAAUCCUGUUUAUACUAGAAUGGUUAAUUCAUCAAGUUCAUUUACAGGUUUUAAUGCGUCAUAUUAGUACUGAAUCAACUCAAGUCCUUUUUCAUGAUAAAUGCAACUUUAUUAUAUAAUGUAAAUUCACAGACUGUUAAUUCCAUAUACACAUGUAUAGCGCAGCUCGAUGUUAGAGUGAAAUCAAACACAACCUCCUUUUCACAAAAUUCCUUUCACGACUGCCUCAUGACUAAAAUGCACCUCACAAAACAGACUAGACAAUAAGUCAUAAUAAGCAUAAAAAUACGUUACAAAGUCAAGCACGGGAAGAGUGUUCCCUAACUAAUUAAUCUCUCAAACACUCAUUGCACGUAACCAAACAUAAUAUCUAGUCGCAACAAUUAUUUAUGAACUCCCAUUACUCGACACAAAGUCUUCGGUUAACAUCAAUAUCAGGGAAUUAUAUUGUUUAAGUUAGUGUUUAAAUGUGAAUUAUAUUGUUUAAGUUAGUGUUUAAAUGUGAAUUAUAUUGUUUAAGUUAGUGUUUAAAUGUGAAUUAUAUUGUUUAAGUUAGUGUUUAAAUGUGAAUUAUAUUGUUUAAGUUAGUGUUUAAAUGUGAAUUAUAUUGUUUAAGUUAGUGUUUAAAUGUGAAUUAUAUUGUUUAAGUUAGUGUUUAAAUGUGAAUUAUAUUGUUUAAGUUAGUGUUUAAAUGUGAAUUAUAUUGUUUAAGUUAGUGUUUAAAUGUGAAUUCUAUUGUUUAAGUUAGUGUUUAAAUGUGAAUUAUAUUGUUUAAGUUAGUGUUUAAAUGUGAAUUAUAUUGUUUAAGUUAGUGUUUAAAUGUGAAUUCUAUUGUUUAAGUUAGUGUUUAAAUGUGAAUUAUAUUGUUUAAGUUAGUGUUUAAAUGUGAAUUAUAUUGUUUAAGUUAGUGUUUAAAUGUGAAUUCUAUUGUUUAAGUUAGUGUUUAAAUGUGAAUUUGUGAAACAUCCUGAUCCAGUAACCAUUUGGGCAUGUGCCUUUUAACCAGAUAAUUUUAAGAUAUUAGAUUAUUAUUUUAAUAAAUUAUUUACCAUCACAAAUAUUGCAAAUUUUCAUUUAUUACCCCCCCCCCCCCCCUUUUUUUUCCCCCAAAACAGAAAUCGUCUGUGCAUGGCAACCUUUCUUCACAUUGUAACUUUGCUGUCCGCAUUCUUGUUUGGCGCCUGUGGCUUAGUGUUCAACAUUUAUGACAGCCUCAGUGAAUUUUCCAAAACGACAGUUCUAGUGAGCAUUGCCAAAUCGGUCCUGGGCUUGUACUGGAUUGGUUUAGGGAUCUACGCCAACUCUCUGGCAGCUCGACUCUUCAGCAACAAAAGGCUGGUUGACUGUAUUAGACUUCAUGCUAAAACUUUUCUCAAGGUGAGCAUUUAAAAAUGAGGGUUUAGUGUUUAGACCUAAGGCUGGAGAGUUGGAUAAAUCAGUUUGGAUUAAGGCCUCUCAGAUUUGAUAUAGAAAUUCUGUUAACUACUGUCUCAAUGUGAUAACUAAAGUCCAAUGUCACAAUGUGAUAACUACUCUCCAAUGUUUGAAUGACAUAACUACUGUCCAAUGUCCCAAUGUGAUAACUACUGUCCAACAUUCCAAUGUGAUAACUACUAUCCAACGUUCCAAUGUGAUAACUACUGUCCAACGUUCCAAUGUGAUAACUACUUUCCAAUGUUUGAAUGAGAUAACUACUGUCCAACGUUCCAAUAAGUACCAUCCAGUGUCCCAACCACUGUAUAUAACUGACUACAGAUCAGCACCGUGUUCAUUGUUGUAAUCCUGACCAUUGUUGUGGUGACCACAAACCUGUACACAACCUUGUAUCUGUUGGAGGACCAUCACAUUGGGAACAAGACCAAGCUCAUGGACAGCAACUGUGCCAGCAUCGGUACCAAUGUAAGUCUUUUCAUACUGUUAAUGCUAUUUAAAUCUGAAUGACCAAUGACAUUAAAAAACUCAACUGACCAGUUGCCUUGUUGACCCUAUGAGGUGAAAUCAAUUAAAUAUUCAUACUAUUUAAAUCCUAAGAUUGUGACAUUAACAUAUUUGCCAGACUGUUCUAUUAAUUUGUCUGCUUGAUUAUUCCAUUAAUCUGUCUGCCUGACUGUUCCAUUAAUCUGUCUGCCUGACUGUUCCAUUAAUCUGUCUGCUUGAUUGUUACAUUAAUGUCUGUUUGACUGUUCCAAUAAUGUUUGGCUGACUUUUCCUUUUCUGCUUGACUGCUCUAUUAAUAUUUCUGCCUCAUUGUUCCAUUAAUAUGGGUCUGCCUGACUGUUCCAUUAUUAUGGGUCUGUCUAAUUGUUCCAUUAAUAUGGGUCGUCUGAUUGUUCCAUUAAUAUAGGUCAGUCUGAUUGUUUCGUUAUUAUGGGUCUGCCUGAUAGUUUCAUUAAUAUGGGUCUGCCUGAAUGUUCCAUUUAUAUGGGUAAGUCUGAUUGUUCCAUUAAUUUGGGUUUGACUGAUUGUUCCAUCAAUAUGGGCACGUCUGAUUGUUUCAGUACAACAUACACUUACAAAAUCUUGUGUUAUUUUCCCCAGCUUCUCCUCUGUCAGGUUUACUAUGGGUCAAAGGUCUUCUACUCAUUCUUCUGUUUGACCUGGAAUCUUUUGGUGGCUUGCAUCUACCUCUCUGUCUGCCGGACACACACUAUAAGUAGGUCAUUAUUUGGUCUUUAAUCACCUCUCUGUCUGCCGGACACACACUACAAGUAGCUCAUUAUUUGGUGGUUAUUACCUUACCUCUCUGUCUGUAGGCAACUCGAUUUCAUCUGUGCAUGUUUUUUCGGCUUUCGUAAUAGUUUAAAGGUUUUUACAACAUAUUCUUUGGAAUCAAGGUGUGUUGAAUGUGUUUUAUCUGCUUUGACUGAUAAUCUUGUGUUUUUUACCGCGAUGAACAGCGAUUACAUGGAUUUUUCGGACAUCGUUGCAAUAAACCAAGACAAAUCCAUAGCUGCCAUAUUGGAAACAAUUGAGACGGCAUCUUGUAAACAAAUGGCAAGAUCAAAACAACUAUUUAAAGACAAAUUGACUACAGACAAAAGGCGUGCCCCUGAUCUUGGGUAAGAAAACCUCCGUUCAAACAAAAAUCCAAGACUGUUCUCACUCAAGAACUCAAGAGUUAUUCAUACCGCACACUUACAAGGAGAAUGUCUUGCUAUGGGAACAACGGAAAACACAAACAUUACAAGGGCUGAAGGAAAUAUGUACGAUGAAUGUAAAAAACAAAUUUCCAUUUAUUUGGAUCAAUAAAAAUAUCUUAAGUAGGUCAUUACCUGGUCAUUAUCACCCGAUCUCACGGUCUACAAAACACACACGAUAAGUAGGUAAUUAUUUGGUCUUUAUCACCUCACCUCUCUGUCUGCAGGACACACACUAUAAGUAGGUCUUUACUUGGUCUUUAUUAUUCCUCUUUAUUUUGGUCACAUUCUGUAAGUAGGUCCGUAUUUUGUCAUUAGUACCUCAUCUCUGUCUGUCAAUAUGGUGUUUGAGCUAUGAAGACAUAAAUUAUGGGCCUCACAUAUACAAUAGUUUUUAUGACAAUUCAUUGAUCUCCCUGCAGGCAUCCGCCGUUUUAUGAAGGAACUCAUGUAUGAUACAAACAUCUUUGAGGAGUUCUGUAUGAUACAAGCCCUGGAGGAGCAUCAGACACAGGGUAACCAGAGUCUUAAAGACGAGAAGAAACUGAAGGAUGAUAAUGGUGAGUGUCUUUCAGGGGUGUGGGGUGUGGUGGGGGCAGAGGAAGCAGAGUUUUAUUACAGAAAAGAAACUUAAGCAUGAUCUUAAGAAUCUUACUGGGGUGUAGUGGAUUAGUUGGGAUGCAGUGGGAUAUAGCAGGUGUAGUGGGGGUGGGUGGGUGGGAUGUUUUGGGUGUAAGGUUAGGGGGUUAUUCUGAUAAACUCUCCCAUCCAUCUCAUUGUGCCCAUGCUCUACUUUUCUUGUUCAUUCUUUUCAAAGAUAUGUCACAUAAUUAAAAGAGUGCCACAUAUGUAGUGUUUUUUGUAUUGCUACCUUUGUAUUGUUUUUGUGGUAUUGGUACAUUUGUAGUGUUUUUUGUAUUGCCACAUUUGUAGUGUUUUGUGAUAUUGAUACAUUUGUAGUAUUUUUGUAUAGCUAUAUUUGUAGUGUUUUUGUGGUAUUGGUACAUUUAUAGUGUUUUUGUAUUGCUACAUUUGUAGCAUUUUUGUGGUAUUGGUACAUUUGUAGUGUUUUUGUAUUGCUACAUUUGUAGCAUUUUUUUGGUAUUGGUACAUUUAUAGUGUUUUUGUAUUGCUACAUUUGAUAUGUUUUUGUGGUAUUGCUACAUUUGUAAUGUAAUGUGCAGAUCCCAGAUUUUAAUACACUACUACUUUUUCAGAGUAUGACAUCUGGCAUGAUGAUAUUGUCAAUUUUGACAGUGACAGUCAUUCGGACCCACCCCAGAAUGCUCAUCUUUUGAGAACUUUAAGGGUCAUGAGACAGAACACAAGGUCACAACUGCUCAAUGACAUUAGUAAGUUGAAGUUGCAGCAGUGCUGUUUUUUUAAUAAAUUCUGUUCAUGAAAUCCUCCAAUUUGACUCAUUUAUAAUUGAAUCAAGACCAAAUGUUUGUUUUGAAGCUAAGUAAAACUGUACAUUGUGAAUGAUGAAUUAAUGUGUGUAUAUAUAUAUAUACAUAUAUAAAUAAAUAUUUAUUUAUUAUAUAUAUAACUGUUGAAUUACAAACUCUAUUAAUUUUCCUUUCUCACCGCUACCCCCACAACAGGCAGCCAACAACAAGAAAGUCUCUAUGUCUCGUGUAAUAUACCCAGAAGGGAGAGAAAUCUAUCCAGUAGAGCCUGGACCCUAGGAGAGGUAACUAUUGGGGGGGGGGGGCCUGGGUUCCACAAAUAAUACAAAACUUAUUAGUGGGAUUCUUUGUUAUAUUCUGUUCUCCACUACGUUAAAAGGUAUUCCUAUGGCUAUUUUAAUUGUUUGUGGGUUGAACUAUCAAUGUACCAGAAUCACAUAGCAUCUACAUCUCAAGUUGUGCUAAGACGCAGACCAGUUGUGCUAACACGCAGACCAGUUGUGCUAACACGCAGACAGGUUGUGGUAACAUGCAAACAGGUUGUGCUAAAACACAGUCAGGUUUUGCUAACAUGCAUACAGAUUGUGCUAACACACAGAAAGGUUGUGCUAACACACAGACAGGUUGUGGUAACAUGCAAACAGGUUGUGCUAAAACACAGUCAGGUUUUGCUAACAUGCAUACAGAUUGUGCUAACACACAGAAAGGUUGUGCUAACACACAGACAGGUUGUGCUAAAACACAGACAGGUGGUGCUAACACACAGACAGGUUGUGCUGUUCAUUAUGAGGUCUGUCACUGUUAUCAUCCCCUUUAUGUCUGCUCAAAGACAUAUUAAAGGACAAGUGACAUUCACUUUAAAGCCACCACUCAACUAACAGGACAAGUGACAUUCACUUUAAUUAAGCCAACCCUAACGACUUAGUGAACUAUUUCCCUCGAGCCAAAGUGUUCAUUACAAAACAAGUUGGUUUAGGCCUCCAGCCUCAUGGAGUUAGAGUUUUAAAUGAAAUUAGUGAUGUGCCUGGUGAGAAAUAAUUUGUUUAACAAAGGAAAGAAUCUCUUUAUAAUCUCCUUCUCGAUAAUCAUGUGCUGAUUUGCUCUUGAAAUUUACUCUGUGUAAAUGUGGACUUCACAUACCAGUAUUCGUCUAACAAAAUUAUGUCCCUUUUUUUAGAAAUAGUUACUAAGCUACAGAGAGUUUAGUGACUUUUCAUUAAUGAGUUGUUAUUGAAGUCUUAAAACAAUUGUGAAUGUAUCACUUAGUCCAUCAGAAAGCACUUGAAUAGUUUUAAUAUUAUUCCAUAUUAAUGAAAAUUCCAUUGUCAAUUAUUCCCCACCACCCUUCUCCAGUUUUCUCCAUCUGAACAUGAAGAGGGACAGAUGAGCCCAGGAAAACAAGAUAAAACUCUUAUUUCUCGUGCAAUGCAAGAUGAUUUCCCAGAGCCUGACAGCGUCUUCGAAGACAACUUACCUCAUGCGUCCACCCCGGCACCAGGUUCAUCAGACGCUGUCCCGCCUGCGCCCAUCGUGCCACCCCAAAUCUCAAAAACCAGCUUCAAUGGGGUUCGACCUCCCAUCAUGAAAAAUGAAGAUCUGAUGUUCACUUAUUUCCAGCUGUUGGUAAGUAAUCUAGGAUAAAGGUCAGUAGCUGUUUGGUGAGUGAUCUAGGUCAGCGUUCCCCAAAUGGUCCACACAACAAGAAUAUUUAUGGUUAAUAAAAAGAAAAUAUAAUUAAUAAAUCUGCCACCUGUAGCUGGAGCAGUUUAAUACCUUGUCCACCGGUCUGCCAGACUUAAAAGUUUGAGAAAUGCUGAUCUAGGUAUAUUAUUUACAGACAAAUUAACUGACAUUCUAGAAAUGCCCAACUGAUGUACAAGUAUUGCCCAACUGAUGUCAAAGCAUUGCCCAACUGAUGUCCAAGCAUUGUCCAACUGACGUCUAAGCAUUGCCCAACUGAUGUCCAUGCAUUGCCAAACUGACAUUCAAGCAUUGCCCAACUGAUGUUCAAGCAAUGCCCAACUGAUGUACAAGCAUUGCCCAGCUGACAUUCAAGCAUUGCCCAACUGAUGUCCAAGCAUUGCCCAACUGAUGUACAAGGAUUGCCCAACUGAUGUCCAAACAUUGCCCAACUGACAUUCAAGCAAUGCCCAACGGAUGUCCAGGCAUUGUCCAACUGAUGUUCAAGCAUUUCCCAACUGAUGUCCAAGCAUUGCCCAACUGACAUUCAAGCAUUUCCCAACUGAUGUCCAAGCAUUGUCCAACUGAUGUCCAAGCAUUGCCCAACUGAUGUCCAAGCAUUGUCCAACUGAUGUUCAAGCAUUAUCCAACUGAUGUCCAAGCAUUUCCCAAAUGAUGUCCAAGCAUUGCCCAAUGACGUUCAAGCAUUGUCCAACUGAUGUCCAAGCAUUGCCCAACUGAUCUUCAAGCAUUUCCCUACUGAUGUCCAAGCAUUGUCCAACUGAUGUCCAAGCAUUGCCCAACUGAUAUCCAAGCAUUGCCCAACUGAUGUCCAAUUGUCCAACUGAUGUUCAAGCAUUGUCCAACUGCUGUGGUGUAUUUUUGUUUAACAGAAUAUUGCUAAAAUUCUUCUCUUACUUAUCAACAAAUUCACUGGAAAAUGUUUUAAGUUUCAAAGAGAUGGAUGCAGUUCAGUAUUUUACUCUGUGGAAUGACCCUCAAGGUUUCCUUCAUUUUGUUUGUUGGUCAUUGGUGGCACUGAUGUUUCAAAUUUUUAUAUUUUUCAUGACAUCAUUGGACCAUGACAUUGUUUUAUCGUGACAUCACUACGGAAAUUCCAUCGUCUCCAAGAGACGAAAGUCGUUUUUAAAUACAAAAUUUCUUAUUUCAGCGCCGUCUAUGCUCUACAUCCCGUCUGCUUCAGCGGUGGAUUUCCAGCUGGAUCACCUUCACCUUGCUGUGGUGUGGCCUGCUCAUUGUCUACUGGACAACACACACUGCUCAGCUGUCUGGGAUUGUCCAGUUCCUCAUUCCAUUAGUGGCGCUUGGCCUCUUGACGUCUGCUUAUGCUGAAGUGAACUUUGAAGGAGAGAGACUUUUAAAGGUGUGAAGUGAGAGAGGAAAUAUCCAAGAGAUUUAUCAAACUAGAUUGAUAUCAAUGUAUCUAGAUUUUUAUUUGGUCAGUUAUUUUAUUCAUUGAUUUUUUUCCCUAGGAUGCUCUUCUUUAUUUUUGUUGUGGGUCAGUGAAGGGUAGACAGAUGAUAGAAUACAUUGGUGAAAGUUACACCUGCAACAAGUUGGCUGAUGUUUUCCAACUUCGGUGGUUGAGGUUGUUUUACUCAAAGUUGAACUCCUCCCCAAGAAUGGCUGCUUUUGGGUCUGACAGGAUCAAUAAGAAAUUGUCUCAUUAAAGCAGCAUAGUUCAAAUGAAAUGAACAUUUAAGAUGUAUCAAUUUACUGCCUUAGCAUUAGCAUACAUGUCUACCUAUAGUUUUACUAGUUUUUUUAAAAUUUAUUUUUUAACAAAAAUACUUAGAAGUUUUUUGGCUUAUCUGUCACAUAAUUAACCAAAUCAAGGCCCACAACUCAAGGAGGCUAGUACAAAAGUGAAAUAUUAUACUAAGCCUGAACUUAAUUUACAAGUGUAAGUUCUUGCCUACUACACGAAUAUCAAGUACUCUUGACUCUGAAUGAUCCUGUUAAGCUUAAAAUACAGAUAUCUUCUGCUUUCUACUUAUAUUUAUUAUAAAUAACUAUUUAUUAAAUCAGAUCUUUGCCUUUAAAUAUCAUUAAUAUUGAACAUUUCUAAAUGGCAGAGUGUCCUGCCUACAGAGGAGCGAAUGUCUGUCCUCUACUACUUUCAGAGCACUAAGCUGGAACUCAAGGUAAUGUUACAAAUUACAGGACUCAUAUUUCCUCUGCUUUUGUACAAACCCCUAAACAAGACGAUUUGAAGACAUUUUUAAAAGUAUUGAAGUUAAAUUUGUUUUACAAGAAAAUUUAUUAAAAAAUUCAAGAAAUAAUUUUAAAAAAGCUUUCAUAGAAAAUUCAAAAGACAAAAAAUGUUUUUUAAAUGAUAAAAUGUCACUGAGCAUAGCCCUAUGAUAUUUCUUUCUUCAGAUUUUCAGUUUCACUAUGACCUACAAUACAAUCGUCACCGUUGUUGCUGGUAUUGCUGUCACAUUCGCCACACGGAUUAUUCUGGAUCAGUUCUCAAAAUAAACCCUUUGGAUGUUUGCGAAUGGGAGAUCAGUAUCAAUUUAUUUUGAUCACUGGCAAAAAUUGUUCAAAUUUUUCAAUGCUAUCUGC